Molecule: messenger RNA, 1207 nt
Organism: Xyrauchen texanus (razorback sucker)
Lineage: Eukaryota; Metazoa; Chordata; Actinopteri; Cypriniformes; Catostomidae
Product: protein rapunzel
Exons: 3
Coding region: 87-854 (255 amino acids)
Source: RefSeq, a predicted model, not a curated record
AGCGAUUGCUGGAAAGAGGUGCAGUCGAGAGGGAGGUAACAAACAAAAGCGUUCUGCCAGGUAUUUGAAAAUAAAUACAUCCAUUUAUGAUAUCAGAAAAAUCCUUUCAUCCCAGAGGACACUUCAACGUGCGCAUCAUCAUUAAGAAUAUCUUCCUCCAGGUCGAAAUGGCUGAAAAUGAGAUCUUAGAACACCAAGACACUCUAAAGAGAGGGCUUGUGAAAGUUCUCGAAUGUGUGGCCACCAUCUCAUCCGCAGCAGCAGUGGUCAAUCCCAUCUUCGGUGUGGCUGGAUCUCUCAUACGUGUGGUGCUGCACCAUGUGGACGAUAAAGAUCUUCAGAAACUGAAACGUGAGUUUGGGAGUAUGAAUCGAGCCCUGGAUGAUAUUUCACAGCAGAACCAGAACGUAUUGCUACAGAUCAGAAAAGAAACUGUGGAUGGCCUGUACUGCCGCGUGGAAGAAAACAUUCGUAAUCAGUUCUGCAAAUUCAUGGACACUGUUGAGGCAUGGCCGGCGCACCAACAGCGUAAGAAGGACUUUGAAUUGAGCUUUAUGAUCAGUCAAGGUGACCAAAACCUGCACACACUUUAUGAUGGAGUGAUGGGUGAAUCAAAGAUCUUCUGCCAGCCCAUUUUAGAGGUGUACAUAAAGCAUUCACAGGGUGACCGCCGUGUCAUGGAAAACCUCUGCACCCGACUCACAUACCUGUUUUGCAUUGGUCUCAUUGCUCUGAUGAGUUAUGCUGCUAUCGUCGGGGAUGAUGAAGAAGCUCUGCGCGUCGAGUGGGAAGAUAAAAUGAAAGACGUGGCCAAAAGAAUGUCAGAAGUGCUGAAGGGUGCUGAUUAUGACUGAUAUGACUUUUCUCAACAUAAAAAUAUGUAUCUGUAAUAUCCAUAUUUUUCUUUGCAGUCGUUAAACCCAUUCAAACACUAUCUACAGUAUGUAUCCAUAGAUGAGUCUAUCUAUCUAUCUAUCUAUCUAUCUAUCUAUCUAUCUAUCUAUCUAUCUAUCUAUCUAUCUAUCUAUCUAUCUAUCUAUCCAGUAUUAUAUAUACAGAUAUGACGAAUGCACUCGCUUUUCCUGUCUUUUGUAAGUCAGCUGUAGUGAGAAAUAGUGUUACGGUAAAGUGACAGAAACUGCCAUUGAGCUGAGCUUUUGCAUUUCACUGUGCAUUCCUAUUACAAUCAAAACAAAAUAAAAGGAAA